AGAGGCUCACAACUAGUUAAUAAUUGUUAUUUUUUUAUUUUAGUGUUAUAAGAACUCUUUAGAAAGUAGAUUGGAAUGAAAUGAAUUGAGACGUAAUCCCAUUCAGGGUCUGGCUCGGAAGAUGGACACUUGCCGAGAACGCGUUCAAGAACUGACUCGACUUUUAGAAGACGCAGAUCCGGUUCUGGCAAAGUCACCAGAGGUCGUGCGGGUGGUUGAGUUCAUCAAGAAAACCACCAAGCCCCUAACUGUGACAGAACUAUUGGACCCUAGCGAUAAAUUUACAUAUGCCGACAUAGCGGCUGGUCGAGUCAGCCCUAGUCCAUUCUCAGAAACAAGCGAUAGGAAAGUUGAAACACCCACUCAACUUAUAGUUUCUAAGCCAAUUGCAAUUAAAACUCAAACCCCUAAACACUAUGAAGAACAUGAAAUUGAAAAAGAAGUGGUAUUGAAACAAGUCCCUGCAUUGACUUUUGAAAAACCCGUAGUAAAAACAAAUGAGGAAAUUUUCUCAACUACAGAGACAAAUGACAACUUAACCCCACCAAAGUCAUUGCGUCGUGGACGAUCUCCGAAUCGCCGUGGAGCUCCUAAAGAUAUUCAAGAGGAUGCGUUCAAACUACCCCCAAAAUCAAAACCUUCCACCAACGGUACAGCUAAAAAGUUUGCUGAUUCUAUGGAAAGCAAUAAAUCCGAACUUAAUGCCAAAACCCUUGUAAAAAGACUACUAGCCCCUGAAUCUGUACGAGGAAGAUCACCUAGUCCCUUUUACAUCGCAGGAGAAAGUGCUUCAUAUGCCCAAAUGGUCAAAAGUGGAUCUAGACCACAAAGCAGAUCCGCUACCCCUGAUAGAUCAAGAGAACGAAUGAUUCAAAUCAAAACGGCUGAUCAAGAACUAGUUACCCAAACAAUUGAUAGUAGACCUGCAGACAUAGGGAAACAAAUUGUUGAAAAUAUUAAAAUCAUACAAACACAUAAAAAAGAUAUAAAGGGUGUAAGUGAAAAUACCUCACAGAGUGCUAAGGAAAUUGUAGAAAUUGCAACUGAUUUAACAAAGCCAACAAUACCUGUGCAAGAGCUACAUGCUGUCCAAAAACCUCGAAAACCCACCAAAGUUUCUGCAUCACCUUCCAUUGUGAAAACAAAAGUUGAUUCAACCAGCAAAGACACCAAACAAAAGCUCCAGAGCAAGUCUAAAUGUGAUAAUAAACCAACUACUCCUACUCCAUCUCCAGUCGAACUUGUUGGACAUUUUCCUGUCAAUCCUAUUCAACCAGAUAUUCACAUCACUGAUUUUCAAAGCUUAACCUCUGAGUUACAAUAUCCUACAACAUUCACAGACCCUCAGGGUGGACUACAUUAUCCGCCAGGAUUAUUCCAACCUUACAUCGGACCUGAAGGUGAAGUGGCCAGUUUUAUCGCUUCAGGACAGCAACUGAUUAGUUCAGGAUUAGGAACUUAUACGACUUCAGAACCGUACUGCGAACAACCUUUAUUUGUUGAAGAUUCAUUUGGCGUUAAUACAGGGAUGUAUACCAUUCCACAAAAUCCUGACUAUCAGUCUCAUGUCUUUGUCAGUAACUCACAGAGCUAUAUUCCAAGUUUUGAAAGCCAUACUGCAUUUACUCACCUUGAGAGCGAACCGUUAGCUCUUCGAGCUGACAACGAAAGUGUGUCAUAUGCAAGUAUUUUGGCUCAAGGUAUAACAGAAGAUCCACAUCUGAGCCAAAGCCGUUUGCAGUUGCAAACGGAGGUUCAGCAGUGGAGUAUUCCACCUACUCGUGAUGUCAGCUUGAUUACAAGUAGUGUUGGAAGUGAGACAGUUGGCAAGAAGGAAAAUGAAUCUAAAUCUUUAAUAAAACCUGAUAAAAAUGUAGAUGGUAAAGACAUAAAGAAAGAAGAUAAAACUCAUGGAAAGAAAGGAGAGCCUUUUGACACAAAGUUAGGCGGAGCUGCAGAAAAAAGUAGUUCAGAUCAAAACCUUGAUGGUCAACAAAAGAAAAAGAAACAAAAAACAAAGACCCUCAAACAAGCCAAAGACAAAGAACAAGUUGAAACCCCAGAAGAAAAAGAUGUUCCAAAUAAAAAGCCAAGCCAACAGGACCAAAACGAAAAGGCGAAAUCAACAAUCACAAUGAAAGAUUCACCUUUACCUGAAGAUUCAAAAAUUGAGAAAUCAGCCAGUUUAGAAAACCAAUCGCAAACAGAUAAAGAUAAAAACUUAUCUAAUAAUGCCAACACAAAAAGUGCAAAGUCUAAGUCAAAGGAGAAGCAAAAUACAAGUGAAAAAAAUAAACCUAUUGCUAAUCCUGCUGUGGUUGUUAAUCCCAAAGUCAAAGCAGUUGAGAUUAAAGACUCAGAAGAAAAAUCAUUGUUGGGCAAUAAAACAUCAGAGACACUUUCAGCAACUCCUAAAAGUGGUGAAGGAUAUACUCUGAAAGGAAAAAGGAAGGAAAAUACAAAAAAUAAAAGUGGUAAAACUACCUCACCAGCAAGAACAGUCGAAAGUAGUAAAGGUGUUACUGAAGAAGUUCAAGAAACACAUGUGGAUGCAACAGUUUCACCAAGUAACGAGCCACCUGCAAAAGAACUGAUCAGUACUGAACCAAAAUUAGCCAGUAAUCAAUCCAACAAAAAGAAGAAAAGGAAAGUUCUUGAGAAACUAGACUCUGCUAAAAGCAACAUUUCAAAGAUGACUGAUGACGAGGGAAAAGAAGUUGAAACUAGCCUUCCAACGGUAGAACCAGUCAAAAAAGAAGAUUCAAUUGGAAACCCCAAUUUAUGUGAAGACCAAACUGUUUCAGAAAAUGUGUCUGCAAAGAGCAAAAGAGUCCAUAACUCUCACCAGAAACAACAAAAAACGCAAGUUAAAAGUGCUAAAAUGUCCGAGUCAAGUGCUGAAAAUAAAAAUCAACAAGAUGUUUUAGAAAUAAAAACAGGAGAUGAAAAAUUUUCCAACCUUACUAAACAAGAGAAAUUAGGUGACCAGCAAAAUAAGAAGAAGAAAAAGAUAGCUAUCAACCCCGCUCCACCUCAGGAUACUACAAAAGGUAAAAAAGAAGACAGUGCUAUAGCAUCUCUUACGGAUGAAAAUCAGAAAAUUAGUGAGCAGUUUAAUAAAAAGCAAAAAAAUAAUCCUGAAACCAAAUCUAAUGUUACUGGAGAAACUGUUGUAAAAGAAGAUUUAACUAUUAGUGUUACAGUUGACAAAAAACAUGAUGGGAAAGGUAAAAACCUGAAAGCCGUUCCACCUCAGGAUACUACACAAGAUAUAAAAGAAGUCAGUGAUAAAACAACUUCUUCUGAUGCAAAUCAGAAAAUUAGUGAACAGUGCAAUAAAAAGCAGAAAAAGAAACCUAAUGCCAAAUCCAGUGUUACUAAAGAACCUGUUGUAAAAGAUUUGCCCAUCAGUGUUACUGUUGACAAAAAAGAGGAUGAUAAAGGUCAAAACCUGAAAGCAACUCCCCCUCAAGAUACUACAAAAGAUAAAAAAGAAGACUGUAUUAAAGCAUCUCCUGCUAAUGCAAAUCAGAAAAUUAGUGAACAGUCCAAUAAAAUGCAUAAAAAGAAACAUGAUGCCAAAUCCAGUGUUGCUGAAGAACCUGUUAUAAAAGAUUUGCCUAUCAGUGUUACUGUUGACACAAAAGAGGACGAGAAAAGUCAAAACCUGAAAGCCAUUCCUCCUCAAGAUACUACAAAAGAUAAAAAAGAAGACUGUAAUAUAGCAUCUCCUGCUGACGCAAAUCAUAAAAUUAGUGAACAGUCCAAUAAAAAGCAGAAAAAGAAACCUGAUGACAAAUCCAGUGUUGCAGAAGAACAUGUUGUAAAAGACUUGCCUAUCAGUGUUACUGUUGACAAAAAAGAGGAUGAGAAAAGUCAAAAACUAAAAGUAACUCCAUCUAAGGAUACUACAAAAGAUAAAAAAGAAGACAGUGAUAAAACCUCUCCUGCUGAUGCAAAUCACAAAAUUAGUGAACAGUCCAAUAAAAAGCAUAAAAAGAAACCUGAUGACAAAUCCUGUGUUGCUGAAGAACCUUUUGUAAAAGAUUUGCCUAUCAGUGUUCCUGUUGACACAAAAGAGGACGAGAAAAGUCAAAACCUGAAAGCCAUUCCCCCUCAAGAUACUACAAAAGAUAAAAAAGAAGACUGUAAUAUAGCAUCUCCUGCUGACGCAAAUCAGAAAAUUAGUGAACAGUCCAAUAAAAAGCAGAAAAAGAAACCUGAUGACAAAUCCAGUGUUGCAGAAGAACAUGUUGUAAAAGACUUGCCUAUCAGUGUUACUGUUGACAAAAAAGAGGAUGAGAAAAGUCAAAAACUAAAAGUAACUCCAUUUAAGGAUACUACAAAAGAUAAAAAAGAAGACAGUGAUAAAACCUCUCCUGCUGAUGCAAAUCACAAAAUUAGUGAACAGUCCAAUAAAAAGCAUAAAAAGAAACCUGAUGACAAAUCCUGUGUUGCUGAAGAACCUUUUGUAAAAGAUUUGCCUAUCAGUGUUCCUGUUGACACAAAAGAGGACGAAAAAAGUCAAAACCUGAAAGCCAUUCCCCCUCAAGAUACUACAAAAGAUAAAAAAGAAGACUGUAAUAAAGCAUCUCCUGCUGAUGCAAAUCAGAAAAUUAGUGAACAGUCCAAUAAAAAGCAAAAGAAGAAACCUAAUGACAAAUACAGUGUUGCUGAAGAACCUUUUGUAAAAGAUUUGCCAAUCAGUGUUACUGUUGACAAAAAAGAGGAUGAGAAAAGUAAAAAACUGAAAGCGUCUCAACCUCAGGAUACGACACAAGAUAAAAAAGAAAAAAGUGAAAAAGCAUCUUCUUCUGAUGCAAAUCAGAAAAUUAGUGAACAGUCCAAUAAAAAGCAGGAAAAGAAACCUGAUGCCAAAUCCAGUGUUACGGAAGAACCUGUUGUAAAAGUUUUGCCAAUCAGUGUUACUGUUGACAUAAAAGAGGAUGAAAAAAGUCAAAACCUGAAAGCCACUCUCCCUCAAGAUACUACAAAAGAUAAAAAAGAAGACCGUAAUAAAGCAUCUUCUGCUGACGCAAAUCAGAAAAUUAGUGAACAGUCUAAUAAAAAGCAGAAAAAGAAACCUGAUUCCAUAUCCGAUGUUGCUGAAAAACCUGUUGUAAAAGAAGAAAUAACUAUUAGUGUUGCAGUUGACAAAAAAGAUGAUGGGAAAAGUAAAAACCUGAAAGCCGCUCCACCUCUGGAUACUACACAAGAUAAAAAAGAAGACAGUGAUAAAACAUCUCCUUCCGAUACGAAUCAGAAAAUAAGUGAGCAGUGCAAUCAAAAUCAGAAAAAUAAACCUGAUGCCAAAUCCAGUGUUGCAGAAGAACAUGUUGUAAAAGACUUGCCUAUCAGUGUUACUGUUGACAAAAAAGAGGAUGAGAAAAGACAAAAACUGAAAGCAACUUCAUCUAAGGAUACUACAAAAGCUAAAAAAGAAGACAGUGUUAAAACUUCUCCUGCUGAUGCAAAUCAGAAAAUUGGUGAACAGUCCAAUAAAAAACUGAAAAAGAAACCUGAUGCCAAAUCCAGUGUUGCUGAAGAACCUGUUGUAAAAGAUUUGCCUAUGAGUGUUACUGUUGACAAGAAAGAGAAUGAGAAAAGUGAAAACCUAAAAGCCUCUCCACCUCAGGAUACUACACAAGAUAAAAAAGAAGACAGUGUUAAAACCUCUCCUGCUGAUGCAAAUCAGAAAAUUAGUGAACAGUCCAAUGAAAUGGAGAAGAAUAAACCUGAUGACAAUUCCAGUGUUGCUGAAGAACCUGUUGUAAAAGAUUUGCCUAUCAGUGUUACUGUUGACACAAAAGAGGACGAGAAAAGUCAAAACCUGAAAGCCAUUCCCCCUCAAGAUACUAUAAAAGAUAAAAAAGAAGACUGUAAUAAAGCAUCUCCUGCUGACGCAAAUCAGAAAAUUAGUGAACAGUCCAAUAAAAAGCAGAAAAAGAAACCUGAUGCCAAAUCCAGUGUUACGGAAGAACCUGUUGUAAAAGAUUUGCCAAUCAGUGUUACUGAUGACAUAAAAGAGGAUGAAAAAAGUCAAAACCUAAAAGCCACUCUCCCUCAAGAUACUACAAAAGAUAAAAAAAAAGACUGUAAUAAAGCAUCGUCUGCUGACGCAAAUCAGAAAAUUGGUGAACAGUCCAAUAAAAAACAGAAAAAGAAACCUGAUGCCAAAUCCAGUGUUUCUGAAGAACCUGUUGUAAAAGAUUUGCCGAUCAGUGUUACUGUUGACAAAAGAGAGGAUAAGAAAAGUCAAAAACUGAAAGCAACUCCACCUCAGGAUACUACACAAGAUAAAAAAGAAGACAGUGUUAAAACCUCUCCUGCUGAUGCAAAUCAGAAAAUUGGCGAACAGUCCAAUAAAAAACAGAAAAAGAAACCUGAUGCCAAAUCCAGUGUUACGGAAGAACCUGUUCCAAAAGAUUUGCCUAUCAGUUUUACUGUUGACAAAAAAGAAAGUGAGAAUAGUCAAAAACUGAAAGCCACUCCACCUCAGAAUACUACAAAAGAGAAAAAAGAUGACAUUGAUCAAAUAUCUCCAGUUGAUAAAAAUCAGAAAAUAAUCGAGCAGUCCAAUAAAAAGCAGAAAAAGAAACCUGAUGCUAAAUCUAGUGUUGCUGAAGAACCUGUUGUAAAAGAAGAUUUAACUAUUAGUGUUACAGUUGCCAAGGAAGGUGAUGAGAAAAGUAUAAACCUGAAAGCCCCUCCACCUCAGGAUACUACAAAAGAUAAAAAAGAAUACAGUGAUAAAAUAUCUUAUGCUGAUUCAAAUCAGAAAAUUAGUGAACAGUCCAAUAAAAAGCAGAAAAAGAUACCUGAUGCUAAAUCCAUUGUUCUUGAAGAAACUGUUGUAAAAGAUUUGCCUAUCAGUUUUACUGUUGGUAAAAAAGUUGAUGAGCUAAGUCAUAACCUGAAAACUGUUACACCUAUUAUGGAUAAUCCAAAAGAUAAAGAUGGAGACAGUGAAAACUCAUCCCCUGCUGGUGACAAUCAGAAAAGAGGUGAACAGACCAAUAAAAAAGAAAGAAAUAAAACUUAUAUCAAAUCCAGUGUUUCUGAAGAAUCGGUUGUGAAAGAAAAUUUGCCUAUCAGUGUUACAACUGUUGCAAAAGCGGAUGACAAAAGUCAAAAUCAGAAAACUCAUCAACCUAAGGACACUAAAAAAGAUAAAACUGUUGGCAAUAAUAAAUCAUCCCCUGUUGAUGAAAAUCUGAAAAGAGGUGAACAAGCCACAAAAAAAGAAAGAAAGAAACCUGUGGCCAAUUCCUGUGUUUCUGAAGAACCUGUUGUAAAAGAAAAUUUGUCUAUCAGUGUUACAUCUGUCGCAAAAGAGGAUGACAAAUGUGUAAAUCUGGAAACUGCUCAAUCUAAGGAUACUACAAAAGAUAAAAAUGUAGAGAGUGAAAAACCAUCCCUUGCUGAUGAAAAUCUGAAAAUUGGUCAACAAAAUAAAAAGCAAAAAAUGAAACCUGAUAUUAAAUCCAUUGUUACUGAAGAUCCUGUUGUGAAAGAAGAUUUGCAUAUUAGUGUUACUGCUGACAAAAAAGUGGAUGGGAAAAAUCAAAUCUUUGAAACUACUCAACCUCAGGAUACUACAAAAGAUAAAAAUGUAUUCAGUGAUAAACUAUCCCCUGCUGUAAAGAAAGGUAAAGGUCAAAAAGAUGAAACUGUUGCUGAUUCUAAAGUAAAUACUGACAAGGAUAAUGUUAAAAGUAGUUCAGCAAGUGAAACGCCAGGAAGGGUUGUGUCAGAAAUCAAAAGUAUUCAUGAGGAUGGUUUUAAACAAUUUGAGCCUGCUAAAAAUAAAAGUUUUAAUCAAGAAAAGGAACCAUCAAAGAAUAAGAAAAUUAACAAGAAAGAGGAUCAUUUAAGUACUUCCAAUGACUCCCAUGUUAAAACUGAUCAAACAAUUUCAGAUCAAACUACCAAACCAGUAGAAAAAAGUGAUUUGAAAUUAAAAGAAGUUCAUAGUGUUUGCUAUUCUCCGAUCACAGAUAAAAGUAAGUCGUUAGAUAAGGAAACAAUAACAACAGACACAAGUGAAAGUUUGUUUGAAAGACUUUCAACCAGUAGCAAUCCACAAGAAGAUGAAGGACAGUCAUUUAAUAAUAUAAUGGUUGAUAUAAUUUCAAAGCUGGAUGAAGCAAUAUUAAAAGCUGAUGCAAACAUAAAAGAAAAAGAAAUGCCUAAAGGUAAUUCACAAAGUAAUAAACCAAGAACUAUAAAAGAGAGUGAACAAGAGCCAUCCUUUCCUGAAACUAAAGUGCAAACAACACCAGAGGGUUUUAAAAGUGAAAUCAAACUUAACAUUGGUAAUCAUGGUAGUAUUGAUACUGCUAGGGAGAAUGAAGAGAAAGGAGUGUUAGAUUCCUGCAAAACAGAAUCGUCUGCUCCUCCCUCACGUUUAGUUAGAAGGAACACAAAGAAAAGUAAGCAGCUUUCUAUCAGACAAAUUGAAAAUAACAACCUUGAAAAUCCAGAAAGUGUUGCUACAGGAACAUCACCAAUAGAAAAAGACAACGAUUUUGUGAAUCAGAGGGUUGCUGAAAAGCCAGAUUCUGUUGAUGGCCAAACAAAAAUUAAUGAAACAAAAGAAGAAGCUUCUCCAAAAUCAACCAAAGAGCAGAAUAUAAACACUCGUAAAGAAGUUAAAAAUAUUGUUUCAUCAGAUUCACCAAGUGAAGAAAUCGUUACUAAAACACCACCUACCAUUGAAACAGACUCAUCAGAAAUUGUAAAUACUAAACCCAAAAAGGAUAAGAAAAUCCCAAGAGAAAACAGGAGUAUUAAAACUACUGAAUUACAGAAAGAACCCUUAGCACUAAAAAAGGAUGCUAAGGUUUCUAUAGACAACCAAACUGAAAAAGCCCCUAUUGUGGUAUCCCUACCAGAAACACCAUCUACAGCAGAAUCUCCUGCAGUCAUCGAAAUCGAGUUGAAUGAAAGUACACCACUAAGCGACCUAACUAAAGAUGUUAUAAAGCCAUUUUUCAAACGUUCAUCGCCAAAUAUUUUUGCUUUUGAUGACACUACACCAACAUUUCAAAACAUCAAGGAAACAGAUGGUAGUACAGAAGCAAAAAGUGAGCAAAAAGAUGAUUCACAAACUAAAGGAAAACCAAAGAAAAAGCAACCAAAAUCCAUUCCUGUUAAGGCUGAUCAACCUGGAAAGGUAGAUCAGGUUAACAUUAAGGAAGAGAAAGUUGUUUUAGAUGAAACUGAAAUAGAGCAAAGUACAUCAUUCAAAGAUCACAGCCAACGUUUGCCAUCUUUGAGAAGAGAAAAAUCACCAUUACUAGCUCUGGCACCGCCUUGGAUGGCAAAAUUGGUCCAGGGAGAACAAUCUAACAUUGAAGUAGAAAGUAAAGGGUUGAAAACACAUGACAGUUCAGUUUUAAAGCCUUCUGAAAAAGAAACUGAAAUCGUCUCAGAAGCAAUUGAAGUUGGUAUUUUUGGAUCGGUAAAAGAAAGACCUAAACCAAUCACGAGUCCUGAUGAAAUAAAGAUAAAACAGCAACCAAAUAUCAAAAAACACAAGAAAAAAUCUGAUUCUGAGACCAAGGCGAAGACAGGCAAAAAAGAACUCGUCCCUAGUAAAGAAGUCUUAGAUGAACAAGAUGGCGGUCUUAAAAAUAAGCCACUAACCUCAGAAACCAAGCCUGUUAAAAGUUCUUUUGAAAGCACUGAAAAAGCAUUGUCAACUCAAAUAUCAGAACAAAUUUCACUGAAUGAACCUGUAAAGCAACAGAUUGAUAAAAACAAGAAGAGUAAACAGAAGAAGGGAGAUAAAAGCGAUGUACCUGUUACAAAUAAAGACUUUUCUGUAAAUGUAACAGAAAUUGAAUCAAAACCUCAAGAGGUUCAAACAAUACUGAAGGGUCAAGAUUCUGUCAAAGAGGCUCAAGAAGAAAAGUUGUCCGAUAUAAACUUGAAGGCUGUAGAUAAAGAAAGUAAUGAAAAAGGAAAAACCAACAAAAAGGAUCAUCCUAAAGUAAAUAAAGUAGAAACACCUUCAAAGAAAGCUUCCGGUAAGAUAGAUGAAAAUGUUGAACCAACUAAAGCAGAAACAGCAGCCAAACUAGAAAAGGAUAUCCCGGUUGAUGAGUCUUUAAACACCAAUAAGACAAGUGAAGUUGAGAAAUCUCCUGCAGAAAAAACUGCCAAUCGUCGAAAAGAAAAAAGUAUUGACAGAAAAGAUAUUACUGUUCCUCCUCAAACAAAGAAAAUUGAACAAAAAGACCUUCAGAGGGAAACAGAACCAAAACAAGAAAAACAUUAUCUAGUAUUUCAGGGGGAUGUCACUGCACCAGUUAAGCAUAAAGAAAAGAAUAUGAAAGUGAAGGAUGAGGAAAUAACCAAAAGUGUGACAAAUGUUAGGACUGUUGAAAAUAAAGUUCAAAAAACUUUGGUCUUGGAAUCAUAUGUGUUGGGUCAAGUAACUGACAUACCAGAAACUCUAAAUACCGUUAUAACCGAGGGAAAUAGGGACACAAGUAUAGAAGUUUCAGUCAUUAAGGAAUUGAAAGUGGAUCCAUUUUGUUGUGCUCCAAAGUACCCUUUACAUGAAAUUGAAGAAGCUGAAAAACAAAUGCAUCAGAUAAAUAAUGUAAGUGAAAGUGUCGUCACAGAGGGAAGUGAUGAUAUAUCAACUCAUUCAGACAUAAAAUCUAAUGAAUCGGUAUCUUGGGCUAAGAUAGCAGCAAAAGAUAAGGUUGUUAAAGAAGAAAUAACAGAAGUUGUCUCAACAGGUGCUGAUAAUGUACAAAAACCCAUACCAAUUGUUAUCUGUUCUGAUGAGCCAGAAGAUAAUGUUGUUCCCACAGAGCCACUUGUUAACGUAGAUCCUGAAGGUUUCAUGGAGUUUGUUCCCAAAAAGGAGAUUCGUAAAAGAAAGUCAAGAUCUAGAUCUCGAACUCGAUUAGAUUCAGAUAAACUCAAUAGUGAAGACACCAAGAAAGAAUCUUCAAAAGAAAUUAAAAGUUUGGUCAUUGACGAUGUUGACAGUAUUAAAGUCCAUGUAGUUUCAGAAGUAGAUUUGGAAAUGAAACCUAAACCAAAAGAAGGACUAAGUUCAUGUUUGUAUCAAACUAAAAUCGAUAACAAGAAGUCAGUUAAAUCACUUAGUGAGCCAACAGAAAUGAAUCAAUUAUUGAAAGUUGCAGGACACCAUUCAAGGACUAGAAGCCGUAGUCGGAGUAAAACCCAUUGUCGAUCCCGAAGCAGAAGUAGGAAAAUUUCAGAAACUGAGAAAGAAGUUGAUGACAUUCUAAGAGCGUGGAGUAGGGAAGAGGUUCUUCAGCAAAACAUAUUUUUGGACAAUACGUUCUGGGUGGAUAAGUGGAAAUAUGAUGAUGCAGAAAAAUCUCUUCACAAAAUGUUUACCAGCCCCUCAAAUGAGCAAAUACUUACCAUUGAUACUGAUGACAAACAUGGGGAUGAUCGUGACGAUAAAGGUCCAAGUAGUGGACCAUCUUCACCUGGAUCAAAGAGUGAUGAAAAGGGGAAUCAAGGCAGUAAGUUCAAUCUAUUAACAGACAAAUGUACUGCUGACUUGCCUCAUGGGGUUGGAGCAUGGUCAGAUUCCAGUACGUACAUUUCAGAUGAGAAGUCUCUUGUUCAACAGCCAGACGACAUUAAUCCUGUGAAGGUAACACAAAUUUCUUCUACUAGUGAAGAUAAAUACAACGAAAAUUCUGUAGAAAAAUCUGUGACAAAAGAUAUUGUCUAUACUAUUACAGAGAAAUUCCUGAUACCAAAUGCUGAUGUCUUGGAAGAAAAAUCCUCCGUACAGCCUAUCAAAGAUGAUAGGACGAUUACUGAGGAGGAGGUCGAUGAUCACAACAAGAAGAUGUAUUCAACAGAAGAAAUAAUAACAACAGGCGUACAACCAAGUACAGAGGCAUAUAAUAGUUCUACAAUUGACUUUAGUGAAGAAAAGCCCUGGAAGCAACCUGCAGAAGAGGACUUAAAGAAUUUUGUUGGGGUUGGUGAUCAGAACAACAAGAUCUAUUUAGGAGAAACAGUUACAGUAGGUAUGCAACCUACAGUACAGACAUUUUGCGGUUCAAAUAGUGACGUCCCUAAAGAAAGUUCUGCGACACAAUUUUUAGUUGGUAGGUCCCUCGAAAAUCCUGUAGGUCCUGUCGUUGGUGUGGGUGAUCAAGCAAAGAUUUAUACAGCAAAAGAAUCAAUAACAGGGAUUAUGUCUGAACGAGUAGAUUUGUCAGAGACUCAUUCCCUAUACUCAAAUGAAAAAACUCCCAUUCAGCAUCAGCCAGAGAGUGGAUCCCCGGACACUCCAAUCACCACGUCACAGUUUACCAAACUGUCAAAGGUUACGUUGGCAGCAGAUCUGGAUAGUCUCAGAAGAGAUUUGGCAGUUACAGAAGACCAGUUGAGGGCUUUACCUACAGAAGGAGUGGAGGAAAUGCUGGACGCCCUAGUAAAAUGUGGAGGAGAUUUGAAAACUUAUGAGCUGACUGCCGGGUGUAUCCGCGAAGGAGUUCUCGUACUCCCUCAGGACGAGGAGACAGAAGCCCUUCAAGUUGAGGUGGAUAAAGUCCAGGAGAGAAUAACAGUUCUGGAACAACAGGUGGAGGCUGGAAAGCAGAAGCUCCAGUCAUGCCAUGAUACCAAGGACAAACUGCAGAAGGAGGUUGUUGAAUAUCGUAUGUUGAUGGAGGAACUUGAGAAAUGGGUUGCUGGAAUAAAACUGAUGCUACUAACUGACCUACACAAAAACAAUGCCGAGGAGCAGGUCAAAGUCCACCAGAAAUUGUUGGAAGAUCUGGUUCAGAGGCAGAAGAAGCUAUCAGAGUUGAGGUCUUUGUGUGGCAAUCUGGAAACUUUUAAAGACGUUAAGGAGCUAGCAGAAAAUCUUAAUACUUCACUAACGUCGCUCGACUCUGAACUGUGUUCAGCCAAGAACCUCACUGAAGCUCGCCUAAAAACUCUUCAGGAUCUGCUCAAAGUUGAACCAGAGUUGCCAGCCCCUGUUCUCACACCUUCCCCUGUUGCUGCUACUUACCCAGUAUUAUCUCCUGUAGAAUCUCCUGUUCAUGAGGCCUCUAGAGAUGAUACAAUUACUUCUAAUGUAUCUCCUAUUCCGGAAGAAGAAAUCGCUGUACAUGUUUCACAAGAUCUAGAAGCGCCCAAGCCUGAAUUAAUUGCUCAGGAUUCAGGCACACAAACUGGUAGAAGUCUAAUUCUAUCUCCAGAAAAACAGGUACACAUGGAAGUUCAGACAGAUUCAAUAGCAGAUGCGCCAACUGCUAUUGCCAUUCAAACUGACGAUAAAGGUUGGGAACCAAAGGUUAUGCCUAAAGGAAAAAUACAGAUCCUUCAAAAAGUUGAAGGUAAUGAAGAAACUAUAGAAAUUGCUACUAGAAGCAAUGUUGACAGUCAAUUGGACCCUGAAACAACUAGACCCGGUGAAGACUUAACCGUAGAAAUCAAAUACAAGGAGAAUAAAGAUUGCAACGAGCCUUCUGUAUCUGAGCUUAAUAUUUCUCAUGAUGAACCUCAGUCCUUUGAAACUAUUAUAAUGGACCCUGGAGAGUGUUCUACUGAAGUGAUUGUAGACGCUGAUGGUACGAAGCGUAUUGUUUUGAGGAAGACUAGGAAAAUUAUUACCCAUCGCACAAUGACAUCUGGUGUGAAUGUGGAAACUGUAGAUAUGAAACCCAUCGCAUUUUCCCAAGUAACACUUCAGCAACAACAGAAAUCUGUGACUCAAACGAUGCCUGAUGGUAAGAGAGAGAUUACCACCUCUCAAGGAUACCUGGGUCAAAUUGCCAGUGGGACUCAAGACGGAACUAUCACCACAGCUGAGUUCUCUAACAUGCCACAUCAAUCAACUACUUACCAUACACUUUCAAGCAAUGUAGAUCUACGUAAUAUUCCAGACACCUUAGAAACAUCACAAAUAGACCUAGCUGAACCUACUGGACUCACUGAAUGGACAACUGGUUCCUCAACAGUGAGAGCUGUGGUUCACCAAGUAAGAAGGAGGGUCAUUAGAAGAACCAGAAGAAUAAUCCGGAAAGUUGUCAUAAUUGAUGGCAAAGAACACAUUACGGAAGAAGUUGUGGAGGAGCCAGAAGAAGUUGAAGUUUCAGAGGACGGCAUUCCUCGAGUUAGUAUUGAGAUAUCUAAGGAAGGCCAAGGUGGAAUGACUGUUCAAGAACCAUAUGAAGAAGACCAUUCUCUGCAAGAUGCUGGAGUUGAAAUAUCAGAAAUACUUCCUGGAGAUGACUACGAUGACAAACUUGAAGGGAAGGAAGUCUCUCCGACCACAGUGAGCCCACCAUCUGAAAGUUGUAAAUCUUACGGUCACAUACCUUUGUCAACUAGUGAGCAAGUGAGAGGCCAACAUUUUUCAGAUAUAUUGGAUGCCGAUCUCAAUGAAUCUUCAGGAUGUGUUCCAGAAAAUUAUAGUCUGGCUGAUUAUCAAGAAGCUUUACCAACAGAAAAUGUUAAAACUACAGAUAAAAACGUCAAAACCUUAUUUAUAGAAUCCCAAAAAACUUCAACUAGUUCAACACCUGUUGUUUCUGAAAUUCCAGCAUUAAUCAAAAAGGAUACCAACCUAGAAUCUGAAUGUAAACUCCAUGAGGACCCUGCUUUGUUAGAAUGCAAACCUUCAGAAUCUAUACAGAGUACUCCAUCAAAAAAACCCCUUUCUGCUGAAAACCCAUUAGCUGGUGAAAUUUUACCGGGUCGAUUACCAAAAAAAGGUAAGAAAACUCCUGAUAAAAAGCCUCCAAAGAAAUCUAAGGAAAAAUCUCCGAGUCCUUCAGACGAAGCAAAAUCUACUUAUGAUAAACAAAUUCUUCAAAAGACAAGUGAAGUUAAAAAACCCCAACAUGAAACCUCUCCACCCUUACCAGUGGAUGGUGAAAUCACAGUGGUCACAAAAUCACAAAAGUCUACCCUACCACUAGAGAAACCGAUUAAGUCUAAAAUACAUGAAGAACCUAGUGUAAGUGAAAGUCCUACUUCUGAAGACAGUAACCCUGGCCUGCAAUCAGGAGCAGACAAACCAAAAGAAGAAGUGAUAUCAAUUCCUGGAGUUGAUGACUCUAAACCUACCCCAAAAACCAAAAGUGGCAAAAAGGCAAAGAAAGGUUACAAGGAUGAAGGAAAACAACCCAGAGAACAACAGUUAAGAACAGAAGAAGAACCUGAAAAAAGAGUUCAUCCAAAAGAUACAUUGACCAAACAAGACCUUACAAAAGAUGUAAUUGACAUAACUGAAGUAAAGGAUGUGCCCUCACCCAAAAGUACCAUUGACAACAAACAUAAAGAACCAAUUAAUAGGGAAACAAAAACUAAAGUAAUUGAACGGGAAAUAGAUACACCUUCAGUUAUCGAGGACAAAGGACUUGAUUUGGAAGGAAACCCAUCAUUAUUUAGUGAUAAAAAUAGUAAAGAUAUAUCUUCAGAUGAAUCCUUGCGUGAUACAAUUUCAGACAUUACUAAUGAAGCAAGCAAAUCCACCAUACCUGUGGUUGAGAGUGAAGAAAAUAAAAAGGUUGACAUUUUACCUGUUGUUGCGUUGAAGAGGGGUGAACUGCUUCAGGAAACCUCUCGGCCUGAUGGUAAAUUGUUAGGCAAUAUAGAGAUAGAGAUAACCGUAAAAGAAACGUCAGACUCAUUGGAAGAGUGUAUUCCAAAAGUGGCUAGUGGCACCAAGAUUGAACCAAAAGUUGUAGAGGAUGAAAUAAAGGAUUCUAUGGAGAUUGUAAAACAAAAAUCUGAUGUUGUUUUACCAGCAGUGGUGCAGGUAACAAAAGAAGUAGUAAAAAAGAUGGAACCCUCAAAUUCUAGUUCAUCAUCUGAAAAAAGUAAAAGAAAACAGAAAACUAAAACACCUUCUCCUGAAGAACUGUCCACACCUACAUCUCUUGCAGAAUCAAUGGAAAUUUUACUACCUGAAUCUCCAAAUUCCACUGAUACAACAAAACCAACACAUCAAGAGAUAUUUGACAUUUCAUCACCAAGAUCCGAUAUUUCUCAGCUUGAUAGUAUUAAAACGUAUGAUACUGGAUAUGAAGGAGAAGAUAAAACUACAGUGGAUGAAUCCUCUUUGAAAGAGGAUGAUAUUUCUAAAUCCAAAAAGAAAAAGAAGAAAAAACAGAAACUCAAGGAAAUAAUUCCUGACGAAUCUAGUAUUGAACCAAAAUCAAGUGACUUUGAGCCUUCAGAUGCUGUUGAAGAUGUUGGUUUUACUGCAAAAGACUUAAAAACUAAAAAAACCAAGGGCAAGAAGGGAGAUAAAAAGAACAAGAGUGACAAGAAGGAAGAAGAAAUUCAUGUUGCUGAAAGUGCUGCUGAGGACAUUGCAGAAGGUUCUGUAAAAGAUUUAAGUGACCAUUCAGCAAGUGAAGGCAUUGUAAAAAUUAUUCAAGAAUCAAUGCCCACUGGCUCUUCAAGUGAAGCUGAGGAGUUUAAAUCAUCCAAAGUACUCACAUCUGUACCUGUUUUGGAAAUACUUCCAACACAAUCAGAAUCAGUCCAAACAACACCACCCAUACUGGAAGAUGUACAGCCCACUGAAACAGCUGAAACAUCAACUCAAGUAAGUCAAACUACUCAAGAAAUGUUCGCUCAAACACUCACACCUGAGAAUUCAAGCAUUGAGGCUUACAUUCAAACAAUUCCUGAAGAGUUAGUUCCUACCACAGAAGAAUCAGCGCAGACACAUACCCCUAAAGCACAGUCGCCCAUUCAAACUAUGGAUUCAACCAUGCAAACUUCAGAAGAAGAUAAACCAUCUCAACAAGAAGAAGAAAUUCAAACUGAUAAGGUAAAAAUAAGUUCUUCGGACAAUGUAGAUACCAGUAUGCAAACUGUAGCUGAGGAAAAACCUGUUUUCCAAGAAGAAAUGGCUCAAACAUCUCCGGAACCAGAAAUGAUUCAGUCUGCAAGCCAAGUAAUUUCAAGUGAUUUAAUUCCUACAGAAGAAGAAGAAAGUCAGACUGUUGAACAAACUGUCACCACGGUUGAUUUAUCAACUCAAAUAAAAUCAUCUGAUCUGAUACCAACUCAUGAUGAAUCAAUACAGACAGUCGUUGAAGAAACUGCCCCAUUGAAUAUCACCCAACUUGCUGAUAAGCAAGAACUACCUGAGGUAACUGUUUCUAAAGAUAUUAUAGCUUCACAGAGUGAUCCUGUAUCUGAACAAGCUAAAGUUUCGCCACCAGAAAUUGUAAAAACUGCAGAUUCAACAUCACAAACAAAACCAGUCAAGAUAAAAAGUGAUAGCGGGUCUGAUGAGACCUACCCUGUAACUGAGACACCUUUUAAAAUACAAAUAGAAGCAACCGUGACUUAUGGGCCGGAGUUUGACACUGAUCUGUCAACUUCAGAGAGUAAGAGUGAGUUGAGUACCACAAAUAAACCUCCCAAACAAAUCUGUGCUCAGCCAUCAACUGAUACCACUGAUAGUGACGUUUCUUCUUGGGUGUCACAUAAAAUGAGAUCACCUUCUCCUCAAAAUAAAAAGAAUAAAAAGUUCAAACAGAAAAAACAGAGUUUGUCAGAGAAAGGUAUUAAACCUGUUGUACAAUCUGGCUCAGAACUUAAACCUGAUACAAAAGAAGAAACUUAUGAGGAACACAGUGGCAAACCUGACAUCAAAGCCAAAAUAAUGUUUGAUGUUGAUGAACACAGGUCUUCAGUAAAACCUGAACUCGUUGCAGAAAUAUCUCAAGAUAAAAAUACAUCUGCUCUUUUCAUUCAAGCUGAACUUAAACCAGAACCCAAAUCUCAACAAUCAGAAAUUGUACCUGCCUUUUCACACAGUGUUGAGUUAGAAAUGUCCUCAGAUAAACCUAAAACUUCAGAUACUUCCAAGUUAGGUAAAAAAUCAAAGAAAGAUCGUAGAAUACGCCAAAGAGCAGACACUAAGGCUCUUCCAGAAGCUUCUUUAGUUCUCAGUCACGAGGAAUUAAGAGGAGAGCAUUCUCCUGGACCACCAGGUAAAUUUAAAGAUAAAAUUGAUGGUUCAAAAACUGAAAAACCUAGUAAAACUACAAAACUUGAGAAGGAUCCUCCUUCGGAGAUUGUGAAUAUUCAAAGCACAUUGACAACACCUCGAGAAACAAGAAAUGUAGAAUUUUCUUCACCCAGCAGUACAGUGGACGUUCAUUUCACGAUCCAUGAAAGGCCAGAUAAAUUGACUCUUCAGGAAAAGAUAACUACAGGUAGUAAAUCAAAGGGCUUUGAAAUUGACACAAAAGUGAUUUCUCCUGAUGGUUUCAAAACCGAUAGUCAAACCUUUAUAGACUAUGAAAUCACAUCAGAUUUUAUCUCAACUCCGAGUGAAACACCGCAGGACUCGGAUCUUGACACACAAAGCAAACCAAAAUCAAAACACACUACUAAAAACCGAGAUAAAGAGCCUAAAGUUACUGAAACUGAGUUUAAAAAACCUAAAGUCAAGACAGGAAAUGUGGAAGACACUAAUGUGGACAGCCAACUCAAAAAGGUUGGGGACACCAUAUGUAAUAGGGUUAAACAAGCACAACAACCAGCAAGCACUACACAUAUCCUGUUUUUAACAUCGUUGGAACAGGAAAAACCGACCAGCGAAGAGCAGGCUAACCAACUAGAAGACAGUUUGGAAAAGCUUAAAAAAGCAAUCAAGAAACAAGAUGUGAUCGUGAUACAGCAGACAAUCAUUUUGACAGUCGAGACCAUCUCUACUUGGCUGGAGACAAUUGAAUACAGAAUCCAACAUAUAAAGCAAUCCUCGUCGCACGGCACUGUACCCGAGCAGAGACUCGAGCAGUUGGCGCAACUGCAGGAUGAGAUUGCUAAAAUAGAGUCAGGUGUGGCAACACUGGGUGGUAUCAUCACUCAAACAGACGGCAGCGGGGAACAGAACAUCCGCUACAUCAUAGACAGUCUUCAGCAACAGGUGGCUACAGUGGAGGAAAUCGCAACGACUACACGCAAUAUUGCCGACAAGGACUUGGCCAGAUGGGAGGAGUUUUUGAAUAAAGUCAACAACAUCAGUGUGCUUGUUGAGCAGUUACAGACCGAGUUGGAUGAACUGGUUCAAGACCAGAACACUCCUGCCAUGGUGAAGCUAAAAAACCUAGAGACACUGGAGGCCACUAAUCAGAGCCACAAAGCCAAGUGUGCAGAGUUGAUGUCUACGGCUCACGUCCUGCUGAGAGACUAUCCUGGCAGAGUGAUACCUCUGGAAACUUACACCACACAGGACAAUACACAGGCCAUACAGCACAACAUCAAUGCAGAAAGAGAAAAACUGCUACAGCUGGUAUCCCUGGCUGAGGAAUACGAGCAGACGUUGAAGGACUUUGCCCAGAUCACGGACGUUGCUGAAGCGUUGGUCGAUGGACCGAUAGUAGUGUCGGAUCUACAACAUCUACAGGAGGAGAUGCAAAAGCAUCGUAAGUUCUUUGUGAACCUGAGUCAUUGCCGAGGUAUCCUUGAGUCUCUGGAGGGUCAUUUGGACAGUGAGACAAGGACCAAACACUCAGCUCUGCAUGAUGAACUGCAUCGCCGUGCCUCCAUGAUCUUAGACAAGGCCGCAGGUAGAGCCCAGCAGAUGGCGUUGGCAGCUUCACGCUGGACUGUACUGGAGCAAGGGAUGAAGGAGGAAAGGGGGUGGCUCCAAGUGGCCAAUCAGAGAGUACCUGACCUGUCUAGCGUUUCCACCACUGACUACAAUCAGUACAUCUCUCUGUACCAGGCGUUGUCAAGUGAUAUCGCACUACACUCGGCCAGAGCAGGUCAGCUGGUGUGUGUGGCUCAUGGGCUGCAAGGCUUAGUGCAGAGUGAGAGUUGUGCUUCCUAUGACGAACAUCACGCUGCUAUACUGGCACUCCAGACUGAUGUAAACACCGAGCUUGGUAGAUUGCUGGCCUUCAGAGAUAGCUGGACGGCCUAUGAACUGCUGUCUGAUAAACUAGAUGCCUGGGUGAGAAGUGUCCCUGCAGAUACCUCACCUAACAACAUGAGGCAGUUCUGGGAAUUGAAGGCUCAGUUUGAGCUUCACAAGCACUUGAAGGACGAGGCUGCCACACACCUAGACACAGCUCUGCGGGUGAUCCCAGCGGCUGAUGAGACACUACAACGGCAACUAUACACUGUGUUACUGGACAGAUGGAAAGCCCUAGAAGGCAGGCUGGACAGUAUGCAGUCUGUGGCCUUGGAGAAUGUGAGCUCCAGCAGUGGUUCAGUUGAGGACAAGCUAGGAAGGCUGGAGAGAGAGCUAACUGAGCUGGCCACUCUACUGGCUGACAUGCACGGCGUCAUCAAGACUGAGGAGGAGUUGCAGUUGUACAUCGAGAGGCUCCAGGUGAUGAGAGGCAGUGUUGAUCACAUCAUGGAGCAACUGUCUCGUCUAGGACUACUGUCUACUGCACAAAGCGACCGUGUCAGUUGUCUGCUGAACGGAGCCCGCACCACGGAGAUGUCCUUGCGCGAGGAGCUGGAGGGCGCGACACUGCUGCGUGACAAGCUGGCGACUCUGAGACGAGGAGUGGUGCGCGUGCGACGCGACCAACAACGGGCUGCCUCGGUGCUGGACCAAUGUGAGGCUAGUCUGUGUGAAAACCAAGACACAGUGCAACAGGCCCUCGUCAACUGCCAGGGAGUGGAGGAGACCCUGACUCUACAGUGGACAGAGCUGAUGGCGUUGCGUCAGCUACUACACACAUUGCCAUCACGUCUGCGCCUGUCUAUGAGUCCAGUGCGGGUAGAGAGGGAACUGGCGCAACUACAGGACGACCACAGCGAGCUGACGGCUCGAUGCAAGAAUCUGUAUGGCAGCCUGGCGCAGAGGCUAGCACUGUGGCGCAGGUUCUACAGUCAGCUGGAGCUCGUACAACAGUCAGUGAGAGAGACCGACUACAUGAUGGAGAUUCUGGCUGUGCAAGGCAAGGUGGACUACGAGCGACUGGUCAAAGCUACUGAGAGACUAGAGGGUCUGUCCGAGUCGCUGGGUGAGCGAGAGGUCCAGCUGGAAGGUCUGCGGUCGGCCGCCGAGCCUCUGCAGUCGUCGUGUUCCCCGGAGGUGGCCAAGGAGAUAGAGGCCGCGGUGACGGAGGUGGUGGCCGCCUGGGAAGACACGGUCACCUCGCUGCAGGGACUGUGUACCAGGUACCAGCACGCUGUGCAGCUGUGGCGGCAAUACAGGGAGGCCAGCGAGGCGCUCAGCACCUGGGCUGAUGGCGCUGCUGACGCCGUGGACAACGUUGACCCCAAGCUGGCGGUGCAGCAUGUCAAGGUGUGCGAAGAGAAGCUAGCCUCGCAGCAGGCGCGGCUGGCCGAGCUGAAGGAGCUGGUGGCUAGGAUAGCCGCUGACGUGGGGCUGGACCCGGACACUCUGCUCGGGUCAGAGGUCGCCGUCCUGGGAAGCAAGCUGGAGGAUGUCCGAGAGACGCUGGCCGCGCUGGUUGAGGCGGCAGAGGACCGGGUCGACCAUCAGGAGAAAUGCGCCGAGGACCUGCGGGAGGCGAAGGAUUUCCUCACCACCGUCCAGAAGAGUCUGCAGGCAGUGGACUCAUCAGGUGGGGAGGGUACACUGGAACAGCUGACGGCUCUCAGAAGCCACCUGAUAGCUCUGGGGAAGACUGACGGACAGAUACAGGCGCUGCGGGACAAGAGUGCAGACCUGCCACCUACCAAACAGGACAUCUCUGUCAUGGAUAUUCUGCAGCUGUGGCAGCAGGUGUUCCGUGAGACGUUCCAGCAGUACCACCGUCUCUCCGCCCGACUGGUCCACAACCAGGAGGGUCUGGAAGCUCUACGGCUUUGGGAGGAAUACCUGCUGCAUGUUCAGACCUUCCUCACCUCCGCCAUACCUGACGACUACAACACACUGUCCGAGCACAAGAACCUCUGUCAGGUUCACCAGAAUCUACUGAGCAGUCAACAGUCUCUGUUGAACAAACCUGAGGCGUCAGUGGAGCUGUCAGUCGCAGAGCAGUUUAACAGUCUUACCAACCUGCACAAUGAAACGUUAGCUCGUAUCAUGGAACGGGAGGCUCAGGUUCGCAACCGCAUGAAUGUCUGGGACCAAUAUCGCAACGAACACAAAUCUCUGCUAGCUUGGCUGACCGAGACGGAGAAAGAGAAGAACAGGAUGAGGCUGAGAUAUGUCCACAUGAGGAUGAUACCUAACACCAUCCAGAAGAUACAGAUAAUGCUAGACAAGUUGCCGGAGGGUGAGCAGAAGGCCGAGAGGCUGGGAGUUUUGCUUCAACAACUUUGUCAGUUCUGUGAUGAGACUCUGGCGACGUCACUUAGGUUGGAACAUGCAGCCGUAUCAGAGAAGAUCAACAGCAUGAGAGCUGCUUUAUACACUUGGCUGAACUUCCUAAGGAGUCUGCGAGAGCUGACGGAGAGGUAUGAGCGAGAGGUGGAGGGAGUGCAGAGGACAUUUAGUGACAUCCAUGUAGCUCUGGAGGACAGUGUGGUGGAGGGCGGAUGUGUACCCCCUGGACAUCACGGCCUCCAGCAGCGACUAGACACUCUCAAGGCUGCCAGGGAACGGGUGACUGCCGUGUCCAAAGACUUGGAACUGCUAGGAGUGACUCAGGAACAGCUGAAGGAAUCGUUGGACCCUGUAGAUGUGAGGACAGUCAGUCAGAGGGUGUGGCUGUUACAGCAACAACAAGGCGACCUGGAGCAUCAGCUGGACAUGGCGAUAUACCAGCUGGACGAGCGACUGCGCCAGGGACAGAUGUUUGACAAGAGGGCGGAGAGGUUCCUGGUGUGGGCCGGAGGUGUUGACCGCAGACUGGAGGGGUUGUCCAGCGGAGGCGCAGGAGAGCCCGCAGACCAGUUACGCAGAUUGGAGACAGAGCUGGAGGCCGAGGUGGGGCUGCGGCGCAGAGAGGCGGAGUGGCUGCAAGACUGUGGCGCAGAACUGGUGGAGGCUGAAGGGAUGGAUGCCACACCUCGCCGGGCCCAUCUCACUGCCAGAUUAUCAGCAGUCAACGAUGCGUGGGAGAGAGUCCAACAAUUGACAAGUUCUCGAGCCAAUAAGCUUAGACAGAUCAUUGAGGGCAUGAGCUCCUUAGAACAAAGGAUAGAAGAGUUGAGAGGCUGGUUACAUUCGAUAGAACUUCAACUCGCCACACCGAUCAUACUCGAGCACUGUACACAGGCUGGGCUGGACAAGUGUAUGGCCCACCAUGAUGCUCUGACCAAGGACAUAGAGCAGCACAGUGGUACAGUAGCAGAUGUACUGAAUCAUUGUGAACUUCUGCUGAAUGACUGUGACACAGCCAAUGUACAACUUAACACUGACGGAAUCUCCACAUCUAUGCAACUGCUAGAGAGGAGGUGGAAAAACGUCUGCGUGCUAGUGACAGAACGGAAAGCCAAGCUGCUGCGGACAUGGCAGUUACUUCAGGAAGUGCUGCGUUUGUGUGAGCAGCAGGCUGCGUGGCUGCGUGUGCAGACUGAGGCUCUAGACAGAAUAGCCACACAGACAGACGAGGCUCAGAUACAAGCCAUACCUGGAUUGAUCACCGAUGUGGAGAGAGUGGUGACCGAGGUGGAGUGUCAACGACCGGCACUGGAGCUACUACAAUCCUCCUACACUGCCUUGGCUACACAGAGCUCGUUGGACAGCUUAACUACGGACGCACGUAGCAGGAUAGCAGAGUGGUCUGCACUGCGCAGUCGGGCGGAUCACCUGCUGACUAGACUGCAUGUGGCACAGGACCGGUGGUUGAGGUUUACAGAGGCUCAUGGUGCAGCUGUAUUAGCCUUGACCAAUGUUGACGUACAGCUGACUCAGAUAGACUUGCUGGAGACUGCAGACAACGCUGAUAUUGACUCUUACAAGAACAGACUGAAGGCGCUGAUGCUGUUGAAGAGAGAACUGGAAAGCCAAGGAGAGUUGCUGAAGAGGGCCGACCAACUGGGUCUAGACGUGAUGAACAGCUGUUUGCCCCAGGACGUCUCCUCUGUGCAGCUGAUGGUGGACGAGUACCAGCUGUUAUGGAAGGACAUCAUGGAACGGAUGAAGAAACUCAUCGAGGCUUGCCGUGAGGAGUGCCGAAAGAGAAAUGUUGUCCAUGAAGAGGUGCAGGUGGAGACGCUGAGGUUUGAGACUGACACGUCUGUGCAGGUCAACACUCUGCCGACACCCCUGUUGCGGCGAGAUGCUUACAUCUAUGAGCUUCAGACGGCCAUCAAUGAGUGCAACUCCAACCUUGACACGCUGGCCACUCUUGAGAAACUUACAACUCAAAACUCUGCCAAGUGUGUGGCGGCAUGUCAGUCGAGUGUGGAUCUGGUGAAGCAUCUGAGCUGUUUGUUGAUGGAGCAAUGUGGAGCUACGGAGCAACAGGCUAGCUCCACGGAGGUACUCCAGCUGGAGCAGCGCUACCAACAGCUGUUGUCUCAGAAACAAGCCGAGGACAGGGAGAGACGAGAACUCAGGUGCCCUACAGACGAGUCUUCCUACACGUUUUAUUGUAUACAUGAGUCAGGUCGGUUCACUUGUCCGCUGUGUACUCGCCGCAACUGGAAACAGCUGGACAACGACCUGUGGAGGCUACAGAAGUGGCUGGAGUAUGCAGAGGCAACACAGGGUGCUCAGACCUCGCCUCCGACCAACAUCAACCAACUGGAGGAUGUCAUACAGGACCAGAGGGAAUUCCUACUGGACCUGGAUAGCCACAAGUCACUGGUAGUUUCACUGAAUACGGUCGGCCGACACUUAGCCGAGCACACUGAGGACGAGGCCCGCGCACGUGACAUGACCGAGCGCCUGGCAGAGAUCAACCGACGCUGGGACAAUGUGUGCGCGGAGGCUGCCCGGUGGGAGACUCGACUACAGACGUCGCUAUUGCAGAACCCAGAGUUUCACGAGACCAUAGAUGAGUUGGUUCAAUGGCUGGAGCAGACGGAGAUUCAGAUUCAGCAGAUGGAGCCUGUGGAUGUUGCCGAGGGAAGGGAAGUCAUCGAGUCUAAGUACAACAAGUUCAAGGAUCUGCGUCACGACCUGGAGGUAUGUGAGCCGAGAGUUAUGUCACUACAGGAAGCUGCGUGUCACCUGCUGCGGCACAGUGAGUCCGUGGACACAGAUGCCUGUGAGCGACUCACACAUCUGCGUCUGCGUCUGCAGAGUCUUACACGGCUCACGGCGUCAUAUCUGCUCAAACUGGGUGCUGUGCUGGGCCGUGACCCCGUGUCACAUGCGUCACUCGCCACACUGUCACACGAGCUAUUGGAUCAAGCUGCAGGAGGUGCAUCCAGUUCUCGAUCUUCUACCGACCAACUGCACUCAAACUCUGAGGGUAUUGUGGACACCAGUGUGCUGGCUAGAGGUUAUCGCUUCCUGGGCCGUGUGGUGAGGGCGUCCUUGCCAAUCCAGGCGCUCAUGCUGGUGAUGCUGGGAGUCGCGUCUCUAGUGCCGAUCACAGAGGACGACUUUGCGUGCAGCAUCACCCGGGGCUUCGGCCCCACACUCAGAUAUGUCAACGGGCCACCGCCCAUGUAGGCAAACAACUAGCCUACAAUUGCAAAAAAUAAAUGGAUUUUGACAAACCUAGAAACACGUCAAUGGGUUAUUACCCAUCUAACUGACAAACUAGGUACUUUGUACUUGUCAACUGUGUAUGACGUAACAGACAACUAACCGACCAAGACAAGAAACAGGCUGUGAUACUGUUAUACCUAUUAUGUCAAGAAACAUUCAUUGACCAACUAUUUUUUUAACAAAAGCUUUAACCACUUCUACUUUCUAACAUUGCCAUCAAACUUAAGGGGUACGGUUUUAUUUAUAGUUGUAGAUGUACAAAUUUUUAAGUUGAAAAACGUCCAGACAUUUUUUGUAUAGAGGUCUAAAAAUAUUUUGUAAAUUUGUAUCGUUAGUUUACUUUUCUAUUUAUAUUUUGAUACGCUGAUUUUUUACUUGGGCUAACUGACAUAGAGUGGGUGUGUUUGAAGAGUUUGAGAGUUUUUCGGCAGAAAAGACACGUAAAUUUGUGGAACAUUUACGUCUCCUUUCUGUCUGUGUCCAUUACGAUCGAAAUGACUCUUCUCGUCACUUUCAUUUCAUUUCCGAUCCUACUUUGGGAGUAAGUUCCGGUCCGAUGGACCAACCCAGUGCCUACUCACUAGGAGGUCUUUGUUAAUAGGUUAGUAAAUUAAUGUUAAUCCUCAGUUUGGAAAAUAGCUUUUUCAAUCUCCCCUAUAUAUGUUAAUUUUGUCUCUUACUAAAACGUUUUUCGAUCUGCCCAGUUAUAGAAUUGACAAAAUAUUAACUACACAGCUGUUAUUAUUUUGAAUUUUACUGGAAAUUUAUUGUUUCUGUUUUUUUGUGAAAUCGUCUAUCAGUUUUGUUUCGAUAUUAAGUUUUAAAAUAUUGUAGUUUUUAUUUUUUCAAUGUCUAUCGGCUGUAAUAAAUGUUAUGUUAAAUAAGAAAAAUAAAUAUAAGGUU
This is a messenger RNA of Macrosteles quadrilineatus (aster leafhopper), 26440 nucleotides long. Its product is annotated as titin-like. Gene Ontology annotation, molecular function: actin filament binding. Gene Ontology annotation, cellular component: cytoplasm; meiotic nuclear membrane microtubule tethering complex; nuclear outer membrane. Lineage: Eukaryota; Metazoa; Arthropoda; Insecta; Hemiptera; Cicadellidae. The record is from RefSeq and is a predicted model, not a curated record. Bases 122 to 25498 code for a protein of 8458 amino acids. The transcript is spliced from 45 exons. Gene Ontology annotation, biological process: nuclear migration.